Messenger RNA from Python bivittatus (Burmese python), 822 nucleotides. Lineage: Eukaryota; Metazoa; Chordata; Lepidosauria; Squamata; Pythonidae. The record is from RefSeq and is a predicted model, not a curated record.
CGCUUCGGGCGGCGAGCGAGCGAGCGGCUUUAAAAUGUCAGGGCUGGAUCCAAUUUGCCAGCGCGGGAGCGGGAGGAUGAGGGGGACGUGUCUUCGCCAGGGCUGAGGCAGCCCGCCGGACGAUGAGGCUCUCCUGCAAAGUGGUGGCCCUCGCGCUCUGCCUGGGGCUCCUGCUCCUGCUCUACCUCUUGGUGGGCAACGCCGACGAGCCGCCUCUGCCAGCGGCGGGGGAGAGCCCCUCGGGGCACGCUGCCGCCGGGGCUGGCGCGGACCUCGCCCCGCUGCUCCAGACACGCUUCCGACCGGUCCAGCCUGCGGAGUCGGAGAAGGAAAAGGCAGCUCAGGUUUCCAAGCGGGAGCCACGUCCCCGCCGAAAACCAGGCAAACGCGGCGCGGCUCGAGCCAGAGGGAAGUCAGCCAGCCUUCGGAGACCAAAGGACCAGAAGCAUUCUACAGCCCAGUUUUCAGUGCAAUGGAUGCAUCUGGCAGUUGUAGCAUGUGGCGACCGCCUGCUAGAAACUCUCAACAUGCUGAAAUCAGCAGUUCUAUUUAGCAACAAGAAGCUCAAAUUUCAUAUUUUUGCUGAGGAUUCCCUGAAGCCUGAAUUUGAGAGGAAAUUAGAGGAAUGGCCUCUCUCUUUCUCAAAGAAGUUUGAAUACAAUGUCUACCCAAUCUCCUUCUCAGUUGGAAAUGCUCAAGAGUGGAGAAAAUUAUUCAAGCCGUGUGCUGCCCAACGCCUCUUUCUUCCGGUAAGGUCUGCAGAAUGAUGUGAAGCUCAAGGACUUAAGAGGCUUUAUUGGUCUUAAAGUUUGAAACCUGAAU